UGCAGGGCCGGAUGGGUUUGUACGGUUGCUUCACCGCGGUCCGAGCCGCUUCGGGUCGCUGGCUUCGGCAGCAUCCCCUCUGCAGGGCAUGGGGGCUGCAAGGCAGCCCUGGGAGGAGCUACGCUGGGGGCCUCCCCCAGACCCCUCCAACCUUUGGGUUCCUCUUCGACAUUGAUGGGGUGCUUGUCCGUGGUCACAGAGCAAUCCCUGCUGCCUUGGAAGCCGCCCGAAAGCUGGUUGACUCGAAUGGGCGUCUCCGAAUGCCGGUUGUCUUUGUCACUAAUGCCGGAAACUGUGCACCACAAGUGAAAGCUCAGGAGCUGUCGGACUUCCUGGGUCUGCAGGUUGAACCAGAACAAGUAAUACUUUCCAGUAGCCCCUUGAAGUUCUUCUCGAAGUUCCAUAAGAAGCGAAUGCUGGUAUCAGGGCAGGGGCCUGUGGUGGAACAUGCCUGGAACUUGGGUUUCCAGAAUGUAGUUACUGUUGAUGAGUUGAGACAAACAUUUCCUGUACUUGACAUGGUUGAUCUUGAACGACGGCCAAAGACUAUGCCUCCCUUGAAGACUGACUUCCCCCCCAUAGAAGGGGUACUCCUCCUUGGAGAGCCAGUCCGCUGGGAGACAAGUCUCCAACUUAUCAUAGAUGUCCUUCUCAGCAAUGGGAACCCUGGUACAGGGCUGGCAGUAGCUCCCUACCCCCAUCUUCCUGUCCUGAUCAGCAACAUGGAUCUCCUUUGGAUGGCUGAAGCCAAGAUGCCUAGGUUUGGCCACGGCACGUUUCUUCUCUGCCUGGAGAGCAUCUAUCGAAAAAUAACAGGCAAGGAACUGAAAUAUGCAGCCCUGGUGGGCAAACCCAACAUCACUACCUACCAGUAUGCAGAGUCUCUGAUCAGGAAGCAGGCAGAGGGACGGGCCUGGGGGGCCCCCAUCCGCAGACUCUACGCUGUUGGUGAUAAUCCAGUGACUGAUGUAUAUGGUGCCAACCUGUACAACCGCUACCUGCAGAAGAAUAGAAAUGGUGAAGUACAGGAAUGCUAUGAAGUGAUGGAGGAAAAGCAGGGAUCACCAACAGCAGAGAGAUGCUUGUCCAUCCUAGUACGUAGUGGGGUAUACAAUCCUUCCCUGAGACAAGCAGAGACCCCGUUCCAUGGGCACCGAGACUUCGUCUUUGACCCCAGCCUGUUAGAAGCCUCACAUGUGGUGGCUGACGUACAUGAGGCAGUACAGCUGGUUUUCUGCAAGGAGGGCUGGGACCACAUAUAGCAGCAGUGACAGGUGGGAGGAUAAGAGGUAUGGUGAAGGGGAGGGAAGAAACCUGUUGAGGGAUUGGUGAAUAUUGAUUGCUGGGGAGCCCAUGCAGGAUAACCAGCACGUCAUAAGGAAUUCUCAGGGUCCACUUACCCAAACCCCCUCCAGUCAGACCCCUCAGAAAUAAUGAUGAUAUUAACCACAAGAGAGAGACUUUGCUUGUAGUCCUUUCUGGUACAGGCCAUAGGAAAAUAGGUUAGGUAGCAUCUUGGGUGGAAAAGUCAGGAUUUCUGACUCUGGUGUGAAAUGACUGUACAUUGUCAUGACUGAUUCCUUCACCUCUGUGCCUCUUGUUCAUGACAAUUUAAGUGGGAUUAGAUGUCUCUACAAAAGAAGGAAGUGAAAAGUGAUGGUUUGUAAAGGACUUUUGCCCUCGUUGAAGGAUGCUGUUGCAUGUGUCUGAAGUGUAACUAACUUUAUAUAGUGUAUUUUGAAUGGUCUCCAGAGGUCCUUGCACUGAUUUUUAAACAUUAAUAAUAUUGAAAUGAAAAUAAAUUUCCAUUAUACUAUCUA
Vombatus ursinus (common wombat) is the source of this 1820-nucleotide messenger RNA. RefSeq names its product haloacid dehalogenase like hydrolase domain containing 5 (gene HDHD5). Gene Ontology annotation, cellular component: mitochondrion. The coding region runs from base 12 to 1262 and encodes 416 amino acids. Lineage: Eukaryota; Metazoa; Chordata; Mammalia; Diprotodontia; Vombatidae. The transcript is spliced from 8 exons. The record is from RefSeq and is a predicted model, not a curated record. Gene Ontology annotation, biological process: glycerophospholipid biosynthetic process.